AUGGCCGCCUACGCGUCGGCCACUUCCAUUUCUGCCGAGGCCAUCAUCCUCGGUAUUGUUUGCAUCCUGAUCGGCCUGCUGAUGACCUUCGCCGGCUAUCGCCUGUACAAGAUCGUGCUCUUCGUGGCCGCCUUCCUGCUGGGCUACUGGGUGUGCUACACCAUCAUGGUCAAUGCCAACAACGAUUAUGGUGACAAUGAGGAUUGGAUCCUCUUCGGCUCCUCGGUCGGCGCGGGCUUGCUCACAGCCAUCGUUGUCAUGCUGCUGGUUUCCUGCCUGGUCCCCCUGGGUCUCUUUGUCCUCGGUGCCCUUGGUGGCUUCUUCCUGGCCAUUUGGAUUCUCUCCUUCAUCGACCCGAACUCGGCCAUCCACGAGGACGAGUGGCGCUGGCUGUUCAUCUGUGGCAUGAUGCUCCUGGUGGGUGUGCUGGCGGCCGUCCUGCGCAAGCCGAUCAUCGUCACCACCACCGCCAUUUCCGGUGCCUUCGUCCUGUUCUACGGUAUUGACCAGUUCGCCGAGACCGGCUUCGCCGAUCUCGUGGAGAACGUGCUCAACCACGGCCGCGACAUCCAGCCCGGCCCGCUCUCGGACGCCGAGAUCGCCAUGCUCUCGUGCUGCGCGGCCACCGCCGUCCUCGGCAUCAUUGUCCAGAUCGUCACCACUCGCCGUCUCAAGAACCAGGAGCGCAGCAAGCGCAGCGCCUACGAGAUGAUCAACUAA
Molecule: messenger RNA, 720 nt
Organism: Fonticula alba
Lineage: Eukaryota; Rotosphaerida; Fonticulaceae
Exons: 1
Coding region: 1-720 (239 amino acids)
Cellular component (GO): plasma membrane
Source: RefSeq, a predicted model, not a curated record